AUGGCAGAGCUGGUGUACGGCAUCGACAUCAAGUACACUUGGAUCGUCUUGAUCAACCCUGUAGAAAAAAUUUCGGAGAAAAUGCUCUUUCUGGAUCGCCGCGUGGGAGUAGAAGUGUACUUCGUAGACGGUUGGACAGACAUGUUGUUAAGGCCGUAGUAAAUGCAUCUUCGACUUCAUCUAUCAUAUAUCAUCAUACCGCAGGAAAUAUCAUAUCAUCCGCCCGCCGACGGCCCAGUAUGGUCGUAGUUUGGGAUGCAGUAUGAUGAUGAAUCAUCCUUGAAAUGACGUAUGGGCGGGGAGUAUCCCAGUGCGAUACUCUGGCAUACUUGAAUCAAGGAUGCAGCUGGAAGAUGAAAUAUGGAGAGCGUUAAUGUUGCACGCGCGACUACAACAGAUCGUGCAAACAAGACACGAACACCUGCUCAGCAUGGGCUACAAGUACAACUUCUAAGUAGCUUAGUUGAUAGUUGAAGAUAUUUUUGUAGAGAAAAUUAAAAAUUCUUGUGUCGACGAACUUCACCUGUGAGGACAUCAACUUCUACUCGAUUUGUGAUUUGUUCUAGUAGUAAUUUUCCUUCACUCCCAAUAGAAAAAGAACUUCAUCAUGAUCACAGGUACGACCGUCCCGACAUCGAGCCUAUGUAUCCGCCAGUCCAAACGCUUGGUGAGCUUGCUGCCCAAGGCGUUUCGACACUGCCUAUCAAGAAACCUUUCCCCGCUUACGAUGUGCGCCAGUCUGAUCAGGUCAAAUUUCAGACUUUUUCGUUAGAAAUGCCUGUUGAAGGUGGACUAGGAUCGAUUCUCCACAAAAGUCCUGGGAUCGAUUCUCCAGAAAAGUCGAUUGUAAAUCUCUCCGACGCUUUCAAGAUCGAUUUCACUGACGGCGCAAUCUUAGAGGUCAACGAUGCUUGCAGAGCUUUAUUUCGCAACGGGUGCUUGGCGAUCAAGAAGUACGACCGCAUCGAAACUCUGACUUUGACCGUGGAUGCUGAUGAG
Messenger RNA from Amoebophrya sp. A25, 999 nucleotides. NCBI's taxonomy places the organism in Eukaryota, Dinophyceae, Syndiniales, Amoebophryaceae. The record is from the annotation of a GenBank genome assembly.